CGCGUGCCUGAGAUGCCGUUCGCGAACGAAAGCAGGGUGCGAACCGCACCUCUGAGCUGGCCCGACAGCUGUAAGACGAGAGGUGAAUCAGCGGAGGCGGCGCCCAGCACGCGACGUCGUUCGUCAUGGGCUCAGCCUUGGUAAUGUCGAGUUGCGCUGCGCCACGAUUUUUCUGGUCACCCCGCCAUCACCCGGAGCUGCGCAAGGGCACGCUUUUGCUCUUACUCCUACCAGACUCUCCCUCGUCCAUUUUUCCUACCAUUCAGAUCAUCAGCCUCGCCGAGUCGAUAACCGUCUCGUCCUCUGCUUCCGGUCCCUCUCUUCUGAUCGCUUUAACUUGAUCUGGGUCUGCCGCACGUGUUUGACAGAAGGUCGUCACGAUGCCGUUUUCCAUAAACAAUCCGCUGCCUAGCAGCAUGAAGAGCGAAUGUCGCAAAGCAGGCAAGAUUCUGGCUUCGUUCAUCGAUCCCAACCAAGCCUUCGGGCCCGACAAGAUCAUUCCUCCUGAAAUCCUAAGCCGCGCAAAGGGUCUGGCUGUCCUAACAGUGUUUAAAGCUGGCUUCCUUGGCUCUGGUCGUUUUGGCUCCGGCGUCGUCGUCGCCCGUCUUGCGGACGGCUCGUGGUCAGCGCCGUCGGCCAUUGGAACGGUUGGCGGCGGCUUUGGCGGACAAAUCGGUUUCGAACUUACAGACUUCGUCUUCAUCCUGAACGACGCAAGCGCUGUCAAGACAUUUGCACAGGCAGGAUCAAUCACGCUGGGUGGUAAUGUCUCUAUCGCCGCCGGCCCCGUAGGUCGAAACGCGGAAGCCGCGGGUGCUGCAAGUUUGAAGAGUGUCAGCGGUAUCUUUGCCUAUAGCAAGACCAAGGGUCUGUUCGCUGGUGUCUCGCUGGAAGGCAGCGUUCUCAUUGAAAGAAGAGACGCCAAUGAGAAGAUGUACAACAGACGAGUCACCGCCAAUGCCCUACUCAGCGGACAGGUUCCUGUGCCCCCAGCAGCGGAUCCUCUGAUGCGAGUACUAAAUUCAAGAGUGUUUUCUGGCUUCGGAGGCGGCGAUGCAAUCUACAACGACAUUCCAGUAUACGAGGACACACACGACGACGAUAUAUGGCAAGGAAGACGUGGAGCAGGCAUGGGCGAAGGUCAACCAAGUGCAAAUCUACAGUCACCGCGCUCUCCUACAGGUGGUGGAUAUGGACGGAACGACGAUUACGAGUACCGCGAUCGGCCGCAACGAUCGUCAACUUGGCAGGACGAUGUAUACGAUCGGGGAGACGUUCACGGCGUGUCACGCUCCAACACGUAUAGCUCCCGCGCCAAUCCAAACGAGACGUUCGACUCGCUUGCCUCCCGUGGACGCUCCAGCACCGGUUUCGACAGCAACUACAGCGACAAGUCUCGACCAAGUCGUCCGACGGCUCCCAAGCCCAACUUUGUGACGAAGAAGGAUCUUGCCUCAAAUCAGGCUAUUGCGAAGUUCACUUUUGAGGGAGAGCAGGACGGCGAUUUGAGCUUUAAGAAGGGUGAUAUAAUCACUAUCGUGAAGAGGACGGAGAACGCAACCGAUUGGUGGACCGGCAGGAUAGGAAAUAGGGAAGGCAUCUUUCCAAGCAACUACGUCGAGACUGUAUGAACCUCGGUGAUUCAAUGCGGAGCCGGGAAAUUGAAAGCGCGCUCUUGGGUCAAAUCGUUGACGGCAGAAAGGGGUGCCAGUAUUUCUUUCGCUAACAGAGCCCUUUUUGACCUUUCCUCCCCCUCGUUCGGCAUUUGUGCUAUCAACAAGAACAUACAGGUGCUGAAUUCGGAUUUGGGAAUUUAGGGACAUAGCACGGCGUUCAGGGGAAUGCGUUUCAUAUACAAACAUGCGCGCGUCGUCGAAUCUAAACUUGCGAAUCAUUCUUAUCUAGCCACAAGCCCUCGGGGUUGAAUUUCAAUGCUUAUGGCAAAAUUCCGUACACCGUUUACUACGACAUUUCCCAUCUUCAUCCGACUUCUUUCUCGGUGUAGACCCGGAAAGCUUCCUCUCGUUGAUCUGUACUUUUCUCGAAAGCGCUUUCUUAGAAAUGAAAUCAUGGAACGUUCGUUUGCUGAUACAAAUUUAAGGCAAAGACAGCUUUAUCUCCUUCAUCGGUAAU
Messenger RNA from Verruconis gallopava, 2133 nucleotides. RefSeq lists its product as uncharacterized. Gene Ontology annotation, biological process: actin filament bundle assembly; actin cortical patch localization. The coding region runs from base 381 to 1631 and encodes 416 amino acids. NCBI's taxonomy places the organism in Eukaryota, Fungi, Ascomycota, Dothideomycetes, Venturiales, Sympoventuriaceae. Gene Ontology annotation, cellular component: actin cortical patch. The record is from RefSeq and is a predicted model, not a curated record. The transcript is spliced from 4 exons. Gene Ontology annotation, molecular function: actin filament binding; phosphatidylinositol binding.